Messenger RNA from Lates calcarifer (barramundi perch), 1004 nucleotides. Its product is annotated as trace amine-associated receptor 1-like. Gene Ontology annotation, cellular component: membrane. Lineage: Eukaryota; Metazoa; Chordata; Actinopteri; Centropomidae. The record is from RefSeq and is a predicted model, not a curated record. Gene Ontology annotation, biological process: adenylate cyclase-activating adrenergic receptor signaling pathway. Bases 69 to 1004 code for a protein of 311 amino acids. The transcript is spliced from 2 exons. Gene Ontology annotation, molecular function: G protein-coupled receptor activity.
AUAGUGGAGCUGGAUUCAAAAGAAUGUACUGAAAGUGAAACUGACUAAAAUUUCACUAUCUACAGAGCAUGGACCCCGAAAUCAUCAUCAACAAGACUGUUAAUGGCACUGUCAUGCAUCUCUGUUACGAGUCAGGAAAUGCCUCUUGCAUAAUGGCAAUAACUCCUUCAACAAUACGUACAUUUUUAUACAUGUUCAUUGGUAGUACUGUUUCUGUUCUGACAAUUAGUGGAAACCUUCUGGUAAUCACUUCUAUCAUUUACUUCAAACAGCUUCACACUCCUACUAACUACCUCAUACUCUCUCUGGCUGUGGCUGACCUGCUUGUAGGGGCUUUAGUUCUGCAGUUCAACAUGGCACUGUCUGUAAAGUCAUGUUUGUAUUUUGGGGACUUGGUUUAUCGAUAUUAUGCAGUGUGUCAGCCUCUGACUUAUAGAACUAAGAUAAAUGGAUGUGUUGUUGUGAUCAUGAUCCUGGUGAGCUGGACUGUCUCUGCUCUGUCUGGAUUUAGUAUCAUGUUUGUAGGACUGAAACAUAGUGUCUGUGAGGGAAGGUGUUUUUUAUUCCACAUUCCAAAUUCAAAUAUAGUUGGCUCUGUUGUCUCAUUUUACCUUCCAGUGAUCAUAAUGCUCUGUAUCUACCUCAGGAUUUUCCUUGUGGCACAGAGACAGGCUCGCAGCAUCCACAACACAAACUGUCAGAGCUCAAAGUCUGGAGCAACUGUCAGUAAGACGGAGAGAAAGGCUACCAAAACUCUGGCUACUGUUCUGGGAGCUUUUCUGAUCUGCUGGACUCCUUUUUUUCUUUCUUUAACAUUUAAUCCUAUGACAGAUUAUUCAGUCCCUUCACCUCUGUCUGAAACUCUUGUUUGGCUUGGAUGGUCCAAUUCAAUGCUUAAUCCACUGGUUUAUGCCUUCUUUUACAGCUGGUUCAGAGCAGCUUUCAGAAUGAUAAUUUCUGGAAAAAUAUUUAAUGGCAAUUUCAAAAACUCAAAACUGUUAUGA